AUGAAACGCAGACAGAAGAUAACAAUUGCCGCUGUAUCUCUAGUAAGCGUUACCGUGAUUCUUACAAUGUGCUUUACUCAGUUGCUUCACAAGAAGACAGAACAUCACCAUCAACCGCCGGCACAAUGCCCUCAAAAUGUGAAUCAGAAGUACGUAUCGGGCGUUUACUAUUCAGACUGGUCACCCUACGAGCCACGGAUGCAUUUCCCCAAGAACAUAGACACUUCCAAGAUCACUCAUAUAUAUUACUCGUUCUUUUUGGUGGAUGCAGAUUCAAGUGCUCUUAAAUUGGGUGAUUCGUGGUCAGAUAUAGAAAUGCCCAUGGGCAAGAAUACUGUUUUGAAGGGCUGUAUUGGCGCUUUGAAUUCACUGCGAGACGAAAAACCAGGGUUCAAGAAUAUAAUGGCGGUUGGAGGCUGGUCAAAUAAGGAUGCAUUCCCCCUAGCGUUGAGAAAGAAACAUGGUGUUGAAAAAUUGGCACAAUCCUGUGUGGAAACCAUGUUUCAGUACGGAUUUGAUGGAAUUGAUCUGGAUUGGGAGUACCCAAAAGACGACGGUAAGGAACCCCGCAUUUACUUGGAAUUGAUGAGAAAAAUACGGCAACAUAUGAAUGAACUGGAGAUUGCAAUUUGGGGUGACAAAAAACGUAGGUUCCAUCUUUCUGUCGCGACCCCAGCGUUUUAUGACAAAUUGGAGACCUUCCCGAUCAAAGAGAUGGAUCAGUACAUUGAUUACUGGAACAUGAUGACGUAUGAUUACUAUGGUGAAUGGUCAUCUGGAACCGGUUUCCACAGCAAUCUUUACGAUGGCACAAACAAAUUCUCUGAACACUCACUCUGUGCGGAUGGUGCAAUCCGAUACAUGACCAACAAGAUUGGUAUCAAUUCAAGGAAGGUCGUGCUGGGUAUGGCCUUGUACGGUAGGGGUUUCACAAAUGUAAAAGAGGGAGAUCCUAAAAAGACAUCUGGGUUGAUAAACCGUAAAUUCAAAGGAGUUGGCGGUGAGUCUGAAGGCGAGCCCGGUAUGUGGUUGUACAAUCAGUUGCCAAUACGAGGGACUCAGGAGGUCUUUGAUGAGCAGUAUGGUUCUGCAUAUUGUUUUGACCCGAAAACCAAGACCCUUGUCGGUUACGACAAUGUCGAUUCCACAAGACAGAAAGCGCAGUAUGUACGGUUCCACAACCUUGCUGGUGGAUUUUGGUGGGAAUCUUGUGGCAAUAAGUGGGACAACGUUCAACAGUCCCUAGUGCAUGUCUUCAAUGAAGACAUUGAACGUCUAGAUCGGAACGAGACAAACCUGUACCAGGAUCCCAAGUUACGAGAACAUUACCUGCAAAUAUUUGCCAAAAGUGGAUUUCUCGCAGCAACUUUCAAAUGA
This is a messenger RNA of Huiozyma naganishii CBS 8797, 1377 nucleotides long. RefSeq names its product putative chitinase (gene CTS2). NCBI's taxonomy places the organism in Eukaryota, Fungi, Ascomycota, Saccharomycetes, Saccharomycetales, Saccharomycetaceae. The record is from RefSeq and is a predicted model, not a curated record. Bases 1 to 1377 code for a protein of 458 amino acids. Gene Ontology annotation, biological process: carbohydrate metabolic process; chitin catabolic process. Gene Ontology annotation, molecular function: chitin binding; chitinase activity. The transcript has a single exon. Gene Ontology annotation, cellular component: extracellular region.